GGACCCCGCGCGGUCACAGGGCCCCGGGCACACCAUGGCCGACGCAGACGAGGGCUUUGGCCUAGCGCACACACCCCUGGAACCUGACUCAAAGGAUCUACCCUGCGACUCAAAACCAGAGAGCGCGCUAGGGGCCCCCAGCAAGUCCCCGUCGCCCCCGCAGGCCGCCUUCACCCAGCAGGGCAUGGAAGGGAUCAAGGUGUUUCUCCAUGAAAGGGAGCUGUGGCUGAAAUUCCACGAAGUGGGCACGGAGAUGAUCAUAACCAAGGCCGGAAGGCGGAUGUUCCCCAGUUACAAAGUGAAGGUGACGGGCCUUAAUCCCAAAACGAAGUACAUUCUCCUCAUGGACAUCGUCCCCGCAGACGACCACAGAUACAAGUUUGCAGAUAAUAAAUGGUCCGUGACGGGCAAAGCGGAGCCGGCCAUGCCGGGCCGCCUGUACGUGCACCCGGACUCGCCGGCCACCGGGGCGCAUUGGAUGCGGCAGCUCGUCUCUUUCCAGAAGCUCAAGCUCACCAACAACCACCUGGACCCGUUUGGGCAUAUUAUUCUAAAUUCCAUGCACAAAUACCAGCCCAGAUUACACAUCGUGAAAGCGGACGAAAAUAAUGGAUUUGGCUCAAAAAAUACUGCUUUCUGCACCCACGUCUUUCCUGAGACGGCCUUUAUCGCGGUGACUUCCUACCAGAAUCACAAGAUCACCCAGCUGAAGAUAGAGAACAAUCCCUUUGCCAAAGGAUUCCGGGGCAGCGAUGACAUGGAACUGCACAGAAUGUCAAGAAUGCAAAGUAAAGAAUAUCCCGUGGUCCCUAGGAGCACAGUGAGACAAAAAGUGGCCUCCAACCACAGCCCUUUCAGCAGUGAGCCUCGGGCUCUCUCCACCUCCUCCAACUUGGGGUCCCAGUACCAGUGUGAGAAUGGUGUGUCCGGGCCCUCCCAGGACCUUCUGCCCCCACCCAACCCGUACCCGCUGCCCCAGGAACAUGGCCAGAUUUACCAUUGCACCAAAAGGAAAGAUGAAGAAUGCUCCACUGCAGACCAUCCCUACAAGAAGCCCUACAUGGAGACAUCGCCCAGCGAAGAGGACCCGUUCUACCGCCCCAGCUACCCCCAGCAGCAGGGCCUGAGUGCUUCCUACAGGACAGAGUCAGCCCAGCGGCAGGCCUGCAUGUACGCCAGCUCCGCGCCGCCCAGCGAGCCGGUGCCCAGCCUGGAGGACAUCAGCUGCAACACGUGGCCCAGCAUGCCCUCCUACAGCAGCUGCACGGUCACCACCGUGCAGCCCAUGGACAGGCUACCCUACCAACACUUCUCCGCUCACUUCACCUCGGGGCCCCUGGUCCCCCGGCUGGCUGGCAUCGCCAACCACGGCUCCCCACAGCUCGGAGAGGGGAUGUUCCAGCACCAGACCUCCGUGGCCCACCAGCCUGUGGUCAGGCAGUGUGGGCCUCAGACUGGCCUGCAGUCCCCUGGCAGCCUCCAACCGUCUGAGUUCCUCUACUCCCAUGGCGUGCCGAGGACCCUGUCCCCACACCAGUACCACUCUGUGCACGGGGUUGGCAUGGUGCCGGAGUGGAGUGAGAAUAGCUAAAGCGAGGCCCGCUCCCUAAGAGACAUUUGCUAGCGAGAGAGAGGAGACAGAGAGCGCGCGCUCGCGAGGGAGAGGGAGAGAGACAGUCACAGAGAGAACCCCACGGACAAGAUCCUCCAUUUCACCCCAUG
Pteronotus mesoamericanus is the source of this 1722-nucleotide messenger RNA. RefSeq names its product T-box transcription factor 5 (gene TBX5). Gene Ontology annotation, molecular function: DNA-binding transcription factor activity, RNA polymerase II-specific; RNA polymerase II cis-regulatory region sequence-specific DNA binding. The record is from RefSeq and is a predicted model, not a curated record. Lineage: Eukaryota; Metazoa; Chordata; Mammalia; Chiroptera; Mormoopidae. The transcript has 8 exons. Gene Ontology annotation, cellular component: nucleus. Gene Ontology annotation, biological process: cardiac left ventricle formation; positive regulation of DNA-templated transcription; regulation of transcription by RNA polymerase II. Bases 35 to 1591 code for a protein of 518 amino acids.